Molecule: messenger RNA, 2320 nt
Organism: Mugil cephalus (flathead mullet)
Lineage: Eukaryota; Metazoa; Chordata; Actinopteri; Mugiliformes; Mugilidae
Exons: 2
Coding region: 903-1505 (200 amino acids)
Source: RefSeq, a predicted model, not a curated record
GUAAAAACAAAAAUAAAAAUAACAAAAACAAGAUUAAAAUAUGUUAUUAUAAAGUAUUGUCUAGUAAAAUAAGCAAAAUAUGAACAGAAUUAUCAUCAAGAACAUUUACAAACUGACGUCAACCUCUUUCUAAUAUUUGGCCUCGUUCAGACCGAACAUCAACGUCCGUCCUGAUCUGGUUCCUAGAGUCCAGGUGUGAACACUGAUCUGGUGUCAGUCCACAUGUGGAGGUGGUCUGGGACCAUGUGACCUCAGUCCUUUGGUCAGUGUGAACACACAAUGAGUCCUGGUCCCAUUGUGGAUUAAAGAAAACCUAGUGACCAGGGCUGAUCAACUUUCUAUCUUGUUCCUAAAUCUGGAUCAUCUCCCCAAGUCUCCUCUGAUGCUUCCUUCUUUCAUUUUUUAGUCCUUCCUUCCUUCCUUGUGUUCCUGGUUCUGGUCCAGUUGUAGGUGGGGAUCCAUUAGACAUCAGCUGAUACAAUAUUCAGCUGACCACAUGGUGGCGCUGCUGCUUAUUUACACACAGACAGAGAUCAGACCUCCAGUCGUGUCUGUGGACACAUUAAUGGAGACACGUUUUAAUUCAAACACCAGUUGUGAAGACAGGAAGUUAAAAUGUGAAACCAGCAGUGAGUGAUAAAGAUGUUGUUAAAACCAGAGACACGUGUUUUUUAUUUCCAACAUUAAAUUCCGAACCUUUAAUAACACUUUUAUUUUUAAGCUGACUAACUCUUAUCUGUCAUUUAGUCCUGAGUUAACAUUGGGGAAGUCGGUUUCGGGUCUUUGUUAUUGACUUGUCUCUUGGAAAAUAUGAACCACCCACAUUCAUGAGUUCCUCUUUUGAAGAACAGUAGCUUCUUCUUUAAAGCUUUGCCUCAGACCGGCGGCUGCAGGCAGAGGACAUGCUGCUCUACAAGCUCGUCUUAGUCGUCGCUGGACGCUGCUGUUUGGCCUCAAAUGAUGUGAUAGAGCUGGUCGUGAAUCAGGGAUCAACAGCUACACUCCUCUGUCCUGAUGCGAAGGGAGAUGUCUCAUGGACUCGUUACGAUAAUGGCAAACCAGAGCUUCUGUUUCAAGACGGUGUCAGUAAAAGCAGCGACCGUCGCUACAGCUCCAACGCCAACAACGCCCUGGUGAUCUCUCAGGUCAAGGCCUCUGAUUCCAGGAUGUAUCUGUGUAACGGAAAACACCAGGUUUAUCUGACGGUCACCACAGAUCCCAACAUCGUGGAGGACGACAGCCCAGUUCCAGACUCUGAGUCAGACCACACAGAGAACCAACAACCCUCCGACUGGUGGAAAAUCCUUGUCGGCGUGGCGAUAGGUUCUGCUCUGGUCCUGUUGGCCGUCGUGACCCACAGACUCUGCUCAGCCAAGAAAGAAGCCGACGUGGAGGAGGCUGCGGUGGAGGUGGUUUACGAGGAGAUCGGAGAGAAGCUGGGUCAGGACGGAGACUGUGUUUACUCUCUAGCUCAGAAUCCUCUACAGACGGGAACCAACCAUUGAUCUGGUGGAGAAACCAUCACGGCCAUAGACUGUACAGAAACAUGGAAGACCUCCUUUAAAGUGAGCUCCCCCUGGUGGCUGGCUGCAGUACAGGUCAUAAGCUCCACCUUAGACAACCUAAAACAAUACAACUCGUUAAAUAGGAUGGUAGUUAAUAUAACGUUGGUGAAUGAUCUAGUGUCAACCUUUUGGUUCAGUUUCCUUUUAGUUAUUUGACGCUAUAGUAACAGGAUGUGACAUAAUGCCAAUCACCCGUUGCCAUGCCAACCGCUCCCGGUGCAGCGUAUAACCCAACAUUUCCGUGUAACUGGUGGAAGUAGAUCAGAGCAUAGUAUUAACUGAGCGUAUGAGUCUGGAGGAAGUGUGGGCGGGGCAUCUGAUACCGUGGCCAAUGAGAGGAAGCGGAGAUAUGUUUAUUUAUAAACAGUCUGUGAUUAAUAACCCAAAGAUAUGUUUGCGUUCAGAACAGUGAUUAGAUUCAUCUCCAGAUAUUUGUUAGAGUCUUCUGAUGUUUGUUUAUAUUUUAUAUGAAUUGAAUAUUUUAAGUAGUUUUUACAGACCUCGUCUUAUUUUGUAAUAACUCUGUUUAAUCAGUGUGAAUUUGAGGUUGUUUUAAAACGUGAAUGUAAGUUUAUUUGACGUUUAUGAUCUUUAAAAACCAUGUUAAUGUUAUUAUCAUGUCCAAACUAUUUAGAAUUAGUUUGUAAUUAUUCGCAUCCUUCCUUAUGUUCGUAUCUAAUCUUAUGUCUUUUGUCUCUUCUCCCACUUUGUCACUUUUCCAUUUUUCUCGCCAAUAAAAAAAAAGAUCUUUAAAA